AUGUCUCCUGAUCUGAACCCAAUCGAACACCUAUGGGGAAUUCUGAAGAGACAAGCUGAGCAUCAUUAAUGCAUUCAGGCUCUAAAAGAGGUUGUUCUUGAAGAAUGAAAAAAAAAUAGAUGUUGCAAUAUGUCACCAACUUGUUCAUUUCAUGCCCAGAAGACUUGGUGCUGUCCUUACAAAUCAUGGACUCAUACAAAAUACUAAAUGUAGUAGUUUUUGUUGUAGGGUGUAUUCAUUUUUGCAUCAACUAAUUUGAGUAAAACUGAAGAUUUUGUAAUAUAAGUUAUAUUAUUAUCCUUA
Molecule: messenger RNA, 303 nt
Organism: Staurois parvus
Lineage: Eukaryota; Metazoa; Chordata; Amphibia; Anura; Ranidae
Source: the annotation of a GenBank genome assembly